UAUUUUCCGAUUUUGCGAUUUCCGCUGUCGGCUGUUCUUACUUCUUGUUCUUCCAAUUAUUUGAUAAAUGAUCGAGAUUUAUGUAAUAAACAAUUUGAUUACUAUUAAAUAAGUAAGGCAUAUAGUUCCGGUAUAGAUUGUGGUACUUACUAAUUAAUUGCAUCAUGUAAGUGUUAAAAUAAGUAAACAAAGUCCGGUACAUUCAAGGAACGUUCGUAUUUUAAUUGAUAUUCUGAUUAAAAUAUUUCCUGCAUGUGAUGGGAGAUAGGGAUUGGAGACCGUUUAUUUACGGCGGCCUCGCGUCGAUCGUCGCCGAGUUCGGCACAUUCCCCAUUGACACAACAAAGACCCGUCUUCAGAUUCAAGGCCAGAAGAUAGACCCGCGUCAUGUGGAGCUGCGGUACACUGGCAUGGUGGACUGCUUUGUGAAGACAUCUCAGCAGGAAGGCAUCAAAGCAUUGUAUUGUGGCAUAUGGCCAGCAGUGCUGCGUCAAGCAACAUAUGGCACUAUCAAGUUCGGCACAUACUACUCGCUGAAGAAGGCGCUGGCAGCGAGACGAGCCGAUGGCGGGUCGAAGGAACAUCUCGCCACAAAUACAUUCUGCGCAGCAUUUGCUGGGGGCCUGUCCAGUGCCAUCGCCAACCCCACUGAUGUGCUCAAAGUUAGAAUGCAGGUGGGCGACGAGAAGCGCAACCUAGUGCGGUGCUUCGCGGACAUGUACCGGCUGGAGGGCGUGCGCGGGCUGUGGCGCGGCGUGGGGCCCACCUCGCAGCGCGCCGCGCUCAUCGCCGCCGUGGAGCUGCCCGUGUACGACGCCUGCAAGCGCCGGCUGCUGGUGCCGCUGGGCGACGCGCCGCUCAACCACCUGCUGUCCAGUCUGCUGGCCAGUCUGGGCAGUGCCGUCGCCAGCACUCCGCUGGACGUGGUGCGGACGCGGCUUAUGAACCAAAGGAAAAUGAAGGAUCACAUAGCGAAGGCAACUGAAAAGGUGUACUCUGGAACUGUUGACUGCUUUGUGCAGACAGUCCGGAACGAGGGUUUCCUGGCGCUGUACAAGGGCUUCGUGCCCACGUGGCUGCGCAUGGGGCCGUGGAACAUCAUCUUCUUCAUCACCUACGAGCAGCUGAAGCGCGUCUACUGACUCAAGCGACUGUGGACCUUGUGCCCGCCGCACACGGCUUAUUGUGCCGUGCGCCGCGCGGCGAAGUAAAGUGCGGACUGACGGAAACUGUAAAUAAGGUAAUAUAGUGAUGUGUUGACUGCGGGGCGCAGCUGACUGUUGUCCGUAAGCUUUGUUAUAUAGUUUUGUACACUGGCGAUAGUUUUAAGUAGAGAUUUUCUAAUGUCACAGCCAGAGCGAUCGACUAUAGAUGCUGUAAUUUUACACGUCAAUAGGGAAUAUGUAUGUAUUUUUUUUAUACAAAAUUAUGAUAAAAGAAAAUCACGAGGUUUAUUAAACAUUAUUUUUUGGAAAAACUCUUAAAUUAUUAUAUUUGACAUAUUGUAAGCAUUUAAAACACCGCCAUUCCAACGCACUAUGCGAAAUGUUGAAACCACAAUGUGUCGGCUAGUAAGGAAUGCAACACCAAAAAUCUAGCCUUAAUUCAAAUCACAUGCAUGUUCCUUAUUAGCACUAAUAGAUGAUUUAUUACUGUAGCUGUGUAACGCCAGCUACACACGGUCAAUUAUGCCAUCAAGUGUACAGCGGGAUUAAGGAUGGAAAAGCAUAUCGAAUUAGCGUUAUAUUUAUGAUUUCGAUAUUUAUGACUUUGAUGGAGUGAGAGUGUACUUGACCGUGUGUGGCUGGCGUAAGAGGACGAGUACUGCAAGUGUUGUGCAAUUAUAGUUUAGUUUGUAAGGGAAAUUGUAGCUGUGAAAUGCUUACUAUGUUAGGGCACCUAGUGCAUUUACACUAUACUAUUUAUAUUGAUGACUUACAAUUUGUAUUGAUUAUUCACUACUGCUUACAAUGAACAUUACUAAUAUGUAUUUUAAAUAGAAGCAGAUUGAUCUUGUAAUUGAAAACAAAAAGAACUCCCCUUUAUCGUAAAACCCGUAUCCUUGUAGCAUGCAGCUGAGGAGUUAGGUGUGAAGUUUGUGUAUAAUUAUGAAUAGUCAAGCACGUAUCUAUUGCGUAUAAUAUUUAUAUUGACGAUUACGAAAACCUGAGGAUAUAAGGAUUUUUUAAUCUGUAAUUGAUUUCAAUAAACUAUCUAUCGGUGAUUUGUUUGUUGACAUUGUUGUCUUGUACUACUAUGAUUAUUUUUUGACGACUCAGACCAAUCAUAGAAGGACCUGUAUCGCACACAUAGUCACGAACAAAAUUAUCUGUCAUUUUCUGAAGAAAACGAGCUUAGAUUUGGUAUAUAUCUUAUACUAAACUAGAAGUUUUUGCCCGUUUUUUACACAAUUCAAUUACACAAAAAGGUAUUUUUACGGAGCUUUAACCGACGUACACGAUUACAACUAUUUAACAUCGAUACAGUUUUUAUAAUCGCAUUAGAUCGUUGAUCAUAUACUUUGACAGAAAAGUAACGUCUAGCGAGGCAGGUCCUAUAUAAUAAUUGGUCUGAGUUUGAUGAACACUAGUGUUGCUAAGCAACCCAUCUACAGAUUACAGAUAGGUAGGAUAAUUAAACUUGAUACUUGCACAAAAAAUAUGAUUAAAAUGGAAGCCUAAAUAUCCAAACUAAGGUUUGUUGACAGAAUUAAAGGUAUAAAUCAAAAUAAUGUAUAGUACUUAAGCACUAUGUAAUUAUGUUCUUUAAGAAUAAAAAAGUUUAGAAGUCAAUAAGUUCAAAGUUUUUAUGGUAUAAGGAGUUUUAGGAAUAAAUUGAAUCCGCUGUUCCAUAAUUUUGAUGUGUAUUUAUCGUUAAAACCGAGUUUGUUUCAAAAUAAGUUUAUACAAAUCGGCAUUUAUUUUAAAAUAUUUUGUAUGAUAUUUACAUUUUAGACUAUUGUUUUGCCAAAUAUAGGUUCGGUUUUAUAGAUUUAAUGCUUCCAUAUACUUAAGUGCCACAACAUUUCUAUUGUCUUAUAUUUGUAAAGUAACAAAAAAUAGGUCCUUACGUAUGAAACUGGAUUAUUUAUUUAAUCAAAGUAUUUUAUACCAUUGCUAUGUAUGCACUUUUGCCAUCUUCUAGGUAAUUUAUUCCCUUUACUAAAAUAACAUUCAGACGGGAAUCAAUGAAAUCUUUGAAAGCGCUUUGGACUGCUUAAUCGGAGUUGACUUUUUCUCUUUCCCUCGGAGUUGAAGUUAUCCAAAUUUCGAAAAAAAAAUUGUAAUCUGUUGGAACAAAGACCGGAAAAUACGGAGGAUGUCUUGGAAAAAAAAGGAGCUUCGACUGGAAAAUCCAAUCGAAGCUCCUUUUUUUUUAAAUCACUUUGGUCUGUUGCGCAGUGUGUGGUCUAGUGUUGUCCUGCAGCAGCAGUGGCCGAGGGUGACUGACCAGCUUCGAAUAUUCAAUAAUAUAAGAAAGUUGUAGUGAACGACACCGGCAUUUUAUCGAGUCAAUUUUCGCUUGGCUGGAUCGCCAGGGUUCAGCCAUUGCGAUGAGCAUUUCCGAUUAUCGUCUUUGUCGGUAUUUGUCGGUUUACCCACCUUUCCCAAUUUGUUUAAGUGGUUUAUAACAGUUUUAUCACUAAAACCGCAACCUGCAGCUAGCUCGGACGUGGCUUGCGAUGGAUCCGCUUCAAUAGUCUUAAAUUCUUCAUUAUCAACUUUGGUCUCCAGCCGUCCUCGAGGCGUGGGCUGCAGCUCAAAGGUGCAAACGCACUGUGCUUCCUUUUGCGACACUGCCGCAUAACACAUCAUUAAUCCUAUGAGCCGUUUCUGCAGCACUGGUGCCACGAUGGAAACUUAACUUUAACUCGUAGAUAAAUUACGCGAUAUUUCAAGUUUUCCAUUUUGUAAACUGAGUGAGUGAAUGAGUAAGAAAAAACCAAAAGAUGAAAAACAAAUGAAUGUGCUGUAUUUUGAAAUUAGAAUUUCUAACCAAAGAGGAGAUAUUUGAGAUCAAAGUGGCCAGGACGAAAAAAUUAUAAUUAAUUACAGUACGAUCUAUUUCAUAUGUACGGAACUAAUAUUUUAGAGUAAGUUGUUAUUUUCCUUGUCUCAGCAAUACUAAUUGUUGACAGUGAAAAAAAUGCUUUAUUUCUUUAUUCUUCAUUUGGUCGUGGAACAUAUCCGUUUUAAAAAUGUUAUUAUGGGUAGUAAACUUAAUAAAUCUGGGUUUAUUGUUAGUAAAUUGGUCUUAAUUGGCACGUUUUUGAACUAAUAUAAGCUUUUAUAACGGUUGUUGUUUUUUGACAUUUCUGCCAAAUCAUUUAUUAUUUGUAUUUUAGAUACUAGAUUUAGAUAAGACAAGGCGAGGAAUUAAAAUAAUCAUUUAUGUAAAUUAUUGUUGUACCUACUGUACACUGUUGGUUGUCACAAAAACUACUCAAAAGAACUAUUGUUAUUGUUACCAUAUAUAAAUUAAGUAAACGGAAGUAAACACAGUUCACAUAAAUUCGUGUUUGGAAGCGAUCUGAAGAGAUAGUGGACCGGUUUAUUUAUUUUAUUAAUGAAUAUAUCAUUAUUAUAAUUAUAAUGUUAUUUUUAUUGCAAUUCAAAUAAGAAAUGUAACACUUUUCUUGUUGCAUUUUUUUACUGUAUUUUAAAUGAUUAAUACAAAUAUUUUACUUACUAAACUAUACAUAUAUUAAUUAUUUUUACGUGGCAUUACAACACAUUUGUACACUGUGCAUAUGUAGUGUCUACGACAUGAUGUCACCCUGAAACAUCAUGCGUUCAUUCAUCUAUACUUAUAAUAUAUCUGUAGAGAGGUCAAUUCUGUACAUGAAAUAUAUUUCCAAAAUAACUAUCAGGGGGUGAUUAGUGAUCGAUAGUGAUGCCAAAAAUGCAAUCAGUAAAAUUUUUGUCUGUCUGUCUGUCUGUCUGUCUGUAUGUUCUUUAUAGAAACAAAAACUACUGAACGGAUUUUAACGAAACUUGGUACAAUUAUUUAACGUACUCCUGGGCAGGUUAUAGUAUACUUUUUAUUACGCUACGAUUAAUAGUAGCAGAGCAGUGAAGAGAAAUGUUGAGAAAACGGGAGAAGUUACUCAAUUUUUUAAGCUUCCGUCGCGUGUACAGCCUUAAUGGUUAAAGCUACAUAGCAACCAUGUAUGACGGAAAUGUUCUCCUUAAAAUUAUCUAUAAAAACACAACAGCAUAUAUAUGUCUAUCUUUUAUGGUUGACUCACAAUAACACGUGUAACUCCCGAUAGCUUAGCAGUUCGGAGCUUUCUAAUUAUAUUUGUCUACUCUUAUGUUUAUAACACUCAUCACUCAUCCCUAAUAAGAAAGUUAACAUUAUUACCUAUUCAAUAAAAAAAGAAUCAUAAAAAUCGGUAAAGAAACACCAAAGUUAUACAUGAAAUACGCUAAGCCAUCGCGCGUGAAUACUAAUUCAUGCUUUAAGGACUUAAGGAUUAUUUUUGUAUAACGGUUGCCGCGCUCGACGCGACUCGCGGUGGGAGGAAUAAAUAAAGAAGUGCAGCCUUAAUGAGUAGGGUAGGGGUAGGGUUGGGAUAGAGUAGGGUAGAGGUAGGUUAGGGUAGGGUAGGAUAGGGGUACUUGAAAGUUUACAACGACUUUCACGCGGACGAAGUCGCGGGCGUCCGCUAGGAGACAAUAAAAAAGGCAGAAUGUCCAAACGUGUUGAGGUGCUAGGAAUUUAUGGUUUAUUGCAUUGAUGAAUAUUGCUGAACAAGCAUUGUGUAAUUUUAAUAUUGUUUAAUAGAUCUAAAAAAUCGAUGUUCCUUUUUGAAUUUGGUCGUCGAGUCCUUGGGUUCAGUCGGGUUGUCGGUGUAAUGUAAUCUUACUAACACAACUAUGUAUGUAGUAUGUAACUGACUGGUACAGAGGCUCUUACUAGGAAAACUUUCGCUAUAAUUUAAGUUCGUGUUAAACACACUUGUAGAAAUGUAACUAUUUUGUAAGUAGACACAAAGAAUUAGCCAAAUUUAUUAUUGAAUACAUAUUUUUUGGUGUAUAUAA
Bicyclus anynana (squinting bush brown) is the source of this 6044-nucleotide messenger RNA. RefSeq names its product mitochondrial uncoupling protein Bmcp (gene Bmcp). Gene Ontology annotation, biological process: transmembrane transport. The record is from RefSeq and is a predicted model, not a curated record. The coding region runs from base 258 to 1142 and encodes 294 amino acids. The transcript has 7 exons. Lineage: Eukaryota; Metazoa; Arthropoda; Insecta; Lepidoptera; Nymphalidae.